This is a messenger RNA of Triticum urartu, 1738 nucleotides long. Its product is annotated as histone-lysine N-methyltransferase family member SUVH2. NCBI's taxonomy places the organism in Eukaryota, Viridiplantae, Streptophyta, Magnoliopsida, Poales, Poaceae. Gene Ontology annotation, cellular component: nucleus. The record is from RefSeq and is a predicted model, not a curated record. Gene Ontology annotation, molecular function: protein binding; zinc ion binding; histone methyltransferase activity.
GCAAGAAGCGCGCGCGCGGCACCGCCGGCCCGGAGAUGGUGCGCGCCACCGUCACCGCGGAGGCCGACCACCUCGAGGUCCGCACACUGGUGCGCCGGGCGCGCCUCACCUUCGAGGCGGUCCGAGGGAUCUACCACCGCGGUGGCCGCAUGCGCGCCGACAUGACCGCCCUGAGCACGAUGCUCUCCCAGGGCCUCUGCCUCUACCGCGACGUGCGCAUCGUCGGCGCCAUCCCGGGCGUCUUCGUCGGCGACGUCUUCAGCUACCGCGCCGAGCUCAUCGUCGUCGGCCUCCACAACCAAACCCAGGCCGGCAUCGGCUUCAUCCCCGCCAACCUCGUCAGCGAGGGCCACCCCGUCGCCACCAGCAUUGUCUCCUCCGGCGGCUACCUCGACGACCACGACAACGGCGAGGUCCUUAUCUACACCGGCAGCGGCGGCCGCCCGCGACACGGCGUCGAGCACAACACCGACCAGGAAUUCGAGCGCGGCAACCUCGCGCUCGCCUACAGCCACAAGUACGGCGUCGAGGUACGCGUCAUCCGCUGCCACGACUGCGACACCAGCCCCAGCGCCAAGCUAUACGUCUACGACGGCCUCUACAAGGUCGACUCCAUCACCUACGGCCCCGGAAAGUCAGGCCACGAGGUCUGCAAGUUCAAGCUCGUGCGCAUCCCCGGCCAGGCCCCGCUCGGCAGCAAGAUCUGGCGCUCUGCCCGGGAUCUCACCAACAUGCUCGACUCCAACAUCCGGCCGCGCGGCUACGUCACGCGAGACCUGUCCAAGGGCAAGGAGCUGAUCCGUGUCCCCGUCUUCAACAAUGUGGAUCGAGACAUCUCUCCCCUCGGCUUCGAGUAUAUUUCCCGCCCUGACUUCCCGGUGCUGCCCAGGCCGGUGAGGCGUUUCAGGUGCUGCCAGUACGCGACGGCGGCGUGCGGCGGGUCGUCGUCAUCUGGCAGCUGCGCCUGCGUGAGGAAGAACGGCGGAGGCGGCCCGGCGUACAAUGCCGACGGCACGCUGGUCAGGGGAAGGCCGGUGGUGUACGAGUGCGGCGCCCAGUGCGGGUGCCCAGCGAGCUGCUCGAACCGGGUGACGCAGCGAGGGAUGCAGCACCGGCUGGAGGUGUUCCGGUCGAGGCAGACAGACUGGGGCGUCAGGGCACUGGACUUGAUCCAGCCGGGCGCCUUCGUCUGCGAGUUCAGCGGAGACGUGGUCACCGUGGACGACGACGGUCACCACGCAGGCAAUGCCGGCGGCGCGUCGACUGAAUGGGGCGGCAUCGUCGAUCCGAGGAAGUUUCCGGCGAGAUGGAGGGAGUGGGGAGACGCCUCCGCUGCCACGCUUCCGGACGACGCCGAGGAACCUCCCCGAUUCGCACAUUUGGCAGGGCCGCGCCCGCGCUACGUGCUCGACGUGUCCCGGAGGAGGAACUUCGCUCCCUACAUCAGCCACAGCAGCGCCCCGAACGUGUUCGUCCAGUUGGUGCUCCGUGCCGACGACAACGAGUCGUACCCUCGUCUGAUGUUGUUUGCCAUGGACACCAUCCCGCCGCUGCGGGAGCUGAGCAUCGACUACGGCAUCGGUCCGUGAUCUGCAAAGUUGAAUCUUGAAGCUCAAUAGCUGGUGGUUUCACGGGUAUUUGUAGUUGGUGGGGAAUUUUCUUUUUGUGAUUUCGUCAUUCUUUGCACAAGUGCCGGUGUGUACUCUUCCCGUUUCAAAAUAGAUGACUCAACUUUGUA